Rhipicephalus sanguineus (brown dog tick) is the source of this 4962-nucleotide messenger RNA. RefSeq names its product RAB7A-interacting MON1-CCZ1 complex subunit 1. The coding region runs from base 28 to 870 and encodes 280 amino acids. The transcript is spliced from 8 exons. NCBI's taxonomy places the organism in Eukaryota, Metazoa, Arthropoda, Arachnida, Ixodida, Ixodidae. The record is from RefSeq and is a predicted model, not a curated record. Gene Ontology annotation, biological process: mitophagy.
GAAAACAUUCGGCCAACACUGUGCAGGAUGAUGGAGGAGGCUGCUGCAAAAGAAUUCACCGAUGAAGUCGACGAUUUAAUACGAAUUGUCGAAGAUCUGAAGAUCAGAUCUGUCGUGCCGAGUUUGCUGGAAUCGUCCUUCUCCAAACUGCUGGAACUCAAAAGCCGGCUCAGACGGGAAGAGAUAUCGAGGGAGACCGCUAACAAGGAAGUUCUACAGGACUUGGCAAAGAUUGUUCUGGAUGUCACAUACUGCCGAGAGAACCGUCUUGCUGACAACGAUUUUUCAGACAGUGAUUCUCUAGAACGAGUCCAUGCCAUAAUCCGUAGCCUGGAACAUGUUGAGAACAUCACGAAGCACAUGGGCUUCAGCACGGUAGUUGAAGGCCUCGGUGAGGAGCUUGCCGAGUGCAUAGAAUGGCGCAAGGGAGGACUGGUCUACAUGUUCUGCCAGAGCAAGGAGGGAGAUGACGACCACAGUUGGAUAAUGGCCAACCAGGAAACUUUUCUUGCUCUGCUGCAGCAAGGCGUGCAGCACCUGACGGCAAUGCUCAACGUUCGUCGCCCGUUGAGCGCCGAAGACGUCACGGUGCUGUCAGGGCAAACAGACGUGCUGGAACUCCUGGAGAAAGGCAUCUACAGUGACGUGCACGCGCUGUCGCUCAUGUACGCCGGCGAGAUGUGCUUCUGGCUGGUGACGUACUCGAAGCGGUGGGAUCGGCCGCUGGACAUGGUGCACGCGCUGCCGCUCGGCAAGCGGCUGCUGCAGGACUACAUCAGCGCUGUCGAGGGUCCCUUGCAGGAUGCAGGCUGGAACUGCACCCGCGCCCGGCAACUUCUGGCGCAACUUGAGGAGGAGGAGCAGUGCUGAAGCGCAGCCAGUGUGCACGGUGAAGCCGACGUAAAGUCAAGCCAAAGACAAAGCCCCGACGAGAAGCGAGAUUUUAACGGACAUUCUUGUCGGGUGAAGGAGGAGCAGCAGCGUCAAGUUAAAAGAUUUCUGCAUUGUUCCCGGACUUCUUGAGAGCAUUCGCUUCAUCAUCAGCGGGACCACAAUGGAGAAUGCGUUCCAGUAGAUGGGAAACAUCUAUUUCAGGCACUAGCUAGCAGGCCAGACUCAGCAGUACUAUCUAGCUAGGUAGCUAGCAAAGCUCCGAUGUUUUACGUGAGCAAACCAUCGAAAUCGAGUCAGCUGCAAUAGUUUAAUAAUGACCGCAAGGUCUUGCAGGCAAUUUAGUUAGAUACUUAUUCUCUAUAUUUGUUUGCUUCACUCGUUGCUUUGCUGUUUGCACGUUUGAUAGACUGGUUCAAUGACUUUUUAAUCAUGCUAUUUGUGAUAUAGUCAUGUUUGUGCAUACAACAGACCUGUCAUUGUGAAGUCUUGAUGCAUUCAACCGCGGUCUGCUUGUACUGCAACAUUUCACGAUUUGUGAAGUUUCGGUAGCUAUAAAUCCAUUUGGUCGGGGAUUCCCAAACUGCCUUGGCCUCAAGAGAUCACCGCUUGCUUUCUCUUUAACCAUCGCAUUCGCCUCCAAAAAUACGUAUACAGUCAAGAGUACAAAUACAUGAUGGACGCAGGGUAGCUUAGAUUAGAAAUUAUAUUCAAGAACAGCUUGCACGCACCAUGAGACGUGCAUGCGUCCUCUUUGCUACCGUCAUGCUUUUGUUUUACUGCAAUAAUGUAUGACACUUGGCUUUACCGUUUCAAGUGGAUACUCGAAAACUAGCAUGCUCUGUCAAAGGGCACGCUAGUUUUUCAGCGUCUGAGCAGAAUGUCUUUUGAUUCAAUUCCACUCUUCACCACAUCCAAUAUCUUAAUUCACUUCCGGUUUUUAUUCUGGUCUCUUGAUUCACUAGUGGUUUACACCUCAAUUCCUAAACAACUUCAGUCAGAUAUGAUUGUUCACAUCAAGGACAUCACAUCCCAUCAGAGAAAGUUGGUGAAGGAAGCCUCGAAAGCCACGCCGCUUUGAGUGCAUUGAAACGUUGUGUGAAAGACGGAUAUAAAGGAGCUUUGCUAUACGUAGAUUCCAAAAAGGGUGCGUUGGAUCUACUGCCAUUUUUUUUUUUUGUAAUAUACGUAAAAAUUUAUGCACUUGUUAAUCUUUGACGAAGCUGCAACUACCAUGAGGGCUUAUUUUGCUUUUGUGCCGUGUUAUGACCGAUACGUAUGAAAGAGGGAUAAACUGUCUUUUUUUUUUAACUAUUAUGGUGCACAAGAAUGUUCUUUACUUUUCUGCAAGGAUUGAAAACAUUGUAAAAUAUUGGAUGCCUGCAAAAAAUGUAAAAAAUAUGUACGCAUAAUGCCAUUGGCAACAUAGGUUGCGACAUGCUAGGCUGUCAACGUUUCAAUGAACGUUUUACUAUCGGUGAACGUGUUGUGGCCACUUCCUCUAAAAGAGGGAUCAACCAGCUUUUUCAUCAUUAAUUGCUGACAUUAGCUACAUCACAAAUUAUUUGAGCCAUGUAGGAAAUGUAUGGUAAAUUAACAAUGCUAACUCCUACCUUGGAUUUGGAACUCUAAAUUGUAAGCAUAGCUUCCAGGUAAAUGGGCAGUGCAAAAGGCUAACAUUUUUUUUUUAUAGCAACUUCUAACCCGGGAACAGCAAGAGCAGCAUUGGGCGCGGUGAAAGGGUAUGGGAUGAAGGUGCCGUUGAGCAGUUGAAGAAGGCUUACAAUAACAACUUUUGACUGAUCAACUCCAAAAGCUACAGUAAUAUGCAACUUUGCUCGAGUUCAGCUACCACAGUUUGCAUGCGUUCGUUUGUCGGCGCCGCAAAAUACGCUACUGUUGGAACGAUUUACUGCAAACGCAGGCAAUCCUCUGUUGGCACGUUCUGCACAUUAUAACAGUAAUGUAUUUGUCAUUUUCUUUCAAAAUGCAGUUUGGUGUGAACCCAGUACUGUCUAUAUUGGGGAUCCCUGGUGUAGUCUGUAGGUUGUGCUGUUACGUCCGUACUUUGUGUCAGUCGUUGAGUAUCGAAACAAUGUACAAUUCGCGUUGCAUUUGUAGUGAAGUCCAUCCAGCGAAUAGACCUUUUGUCCUGUUGGUGCCAAAAAGAAAUGUAAAAAAAAAAAAAAACGUUUUGACUCUUCCUACAGCAAUGCUAAGCUGUUCCUCUCCCGUGAACACCUGUGCCGAUAAAUGCCCUCUGGCAAAACAACACAAACUCAUCUCAAGCAAGAAAUUUCGCAGGCAAUUAUCGGGGCAGAAUGGAUAGGUGUAAGCUCUGCAUUCACAUUGUACUCCAUUGCUACUUCUCUACCAGCAUGGCAUCACUUUGAGCUGGCUUUCAGGCUUGCUGUUCUGUACAGGAAUUGCAAAGAAGCAUUUGCAUUGUGCGAGCUUGCAAUGAUGGACUACAUUAUGGUGGAUUCACAUGACAGGCUGAUUCAAAAGUGCUAAGACGCCCUGCCCCGGCAAGAAUCUUGAGAUGUGAAUAUAGUGAUCAAUUGGUACACAGUUGUGUCACGAAUGGAGCGUUAUGCAUAAUAUUAGUUGAACUCACCGUAGCAAAGUUAAGGGGGAAUCUGAACUUUCUUUGUUAUAUCUGUUCAGCUGGCUUGCUGCCCCUAAGGUCGCAUUCGGAGAUGAACUUGGAGGAAAAGCAUGCAUUUGUGUAGCUUGUAAAAGUUCUGGCUGCUGACAGAGCUGUAUCUGGAGCAGAAGUACGAAGCUGUGUCCCCUUGAAGUUCUGGCUGUUCACAGAGCUGUACUUGGAGCAAAAGUGUGCCCCUGUCAGCUUAAAGUUUAACUGCCGACACAGCUGUACUUUGAGCAGAAGUAUGCCGCUGUGUUGCUUUGCUGUUCAGCUAAAGGUUCUGGCUGCUGACCGCUGUAUUUGGAGCAAAAGUAUGUGCCUGUGUCUCUCUGAAGUUCUCGCUGCAGACAGAGCUGUAUUUAGAGCAGAAGAAUGCCACUGUUUUGCUUUGAGGUUCUGUCUGCUGGCAGCUGUAUUUGGGGCAAAAGUGACUUCUGGCAGCAUCGUUGUUUUUCGUUCUUUUAAGACAGCCUGGUUACUGUUCUGGAACAAGGCUGUAUCAGAAACCAAAUCCUUAUAAAAUCACGCCUCUGGACAUUUUCAACUUCUGUAAUGGCAACAUUUUGAGCCAAUUGGAGAGUUCACUACAGCACACUGAGCCAAUAGCCGUGAAUGUGACUGAAUUCGUAAAUAUGGUGGAGUUGGACGAUACAUGAGCACUGGCCACAGUGGACCAAUAUUGGCUUGCAGCAGCUCUGGAUGGAUGGGGCAGCAACGUUUUCAAUUAACCUAUGUGGGCAGAUCCCAAAACAGCUUAUAUAACUGAAUCUUCUUGAAGGCUGGAUGACAGGAGUUCUGCAUUGUUACAUGGCUAUUAUGGUUCAAUGUCAUUGUCUGAAUGCCUUUUUCAUGGACAGUCUGCUGAUUUGUCGUAAUGGUAGUAAUGAAUUUGUCUUCAAGCUCUCUUGUCAUGUGAAUCCACAUCUCGAAAUGCCUCAUUAUUCAGCUGGGUGCCAAACCAAGAGUACUGUUCAUAUUUUUGCAUUUGUCACUGUUGCUGCUUUGUAUUAUUGUUUUAAAAGCCAAAGGUUCGGUUUGAAUUGGUCAUUUCAUUUGUUAACGCGCACAUAGUAACUAGUUCUAUGUGAGCUUAGGAGAGAGAAUGCAUCCGUGCUAACUGAAUUAAACGAAGUUUCAUAUUUAGGCCAUAACUACAUUUAUUAGCAGUAAAGCUUUUGUGAACUUCCAGUUUUCGAAACACCAAACGAACAAUAUGCAAGAGAAUAUUUAGCAGUACAACAAAUGAACCAGUUCAGCCUGGAACUUGUCGCACAAAAAAAAAAAUUUUUAAUGAAUACAAAGCAUGUACAGAACCUCUGAAAAAAUCUUGGUCCGUCUCGUGCUUUGCUGACGGCGUUCAUGCUGUUAGGAAUGCUGCAAGAGUCUGCUGCUUUCUUUGAUUAAAAAGAUUCCAAAACUGA